AUGCUGACUACAUUUAUAAAACAGCCAACUAGUUUACAGAAGGUUUUUCCUGUACUUACGAGAUGUACGUCUUUAGCGCAUUUGUCAACAUCUACACGUUUGGGUAAAUCAACCUACAGGACUCCAGAUUUUGGUAAUGUUAUCAAAGAAGAGAGAAACAGCGAUAAAUCAAGGAUAUAUACCUACUUUAUGGUAGGGUCCUUAGGACUACUUUCUUCGGCCGGAGCCAAAUCUACAGUGGAAACAUUUAUAUCAUCAAUGUCUGCGUCAGCGGAUGUUCUAGCCAUGGCAAAAGUCGAAGUUAAUUUGGCAGCUAUCCCAGAGGGGAAGAAUGUUGUUGUGAAAUGGCAGGGAAAACCAGUAUUUAUUAGACAUAGAACUCCACAUGAAAUCAAUGAGGCCAAUUCCGUGGAUAUGACAAGUUUGAAAGAUCCACAACCUGAUUCAGAUAGAGUACAAAACCCUGAAUGGCUAAUAAUGCUGGGAAUAUGCACACAUUUAGGAUGUGUUCCAAUUGGUGAAUCCGGGGAUUUUGGUGGAUGGUUCUGCCCCUGCCAUGGUUCACACUAUGAUAUCUCUGGUAGAAUAAGGAAAGGACCAGCUCCAAGUAAUUUGGAAAUCCCACAGUAUGAAUUUGAUGGGGACAAACUAGUUGUUGGGUAA
Molecule: messenger RNA, 663 nt
Organism: Kazachstania africana CBS 2517
Lineage: Eukaryota; Fungi; Ascomycota; Saccharomycetes; Saccharomycetales; Saccharomycetaceae
Gene: RIP1
Product: ubiquinol--cytochrome-c reductase catalytic subunit RIP1
Exons: 1
Coding region: 1-663 (220 amino acids)
Biological process (GO): mitochondrial electron transport, ubiquinol to cytochrome c
Cellular component (GO): membrane
Molecular function (GO): 2 iron, 2 sulfur cluster binding; quinol-cytochrome-c reductase activity
Source: RefSeq, a predicted model, not a curated record